Messenger RNA from Hypomesus transpacificus, 2594 nucleotides. RefSeq names its product reticulocalbin 3, EF-hand calcium binding domain (gene rcn3). Gene Ontology annotation, cellular component: endoplasmic reticulum. The transcript has 9 exons. The coding region runs from base 585 to 1532 and encodes 315 amino acids. The record is from RefSeq and is a predicted model, not a curated record. Gene Ontology annotation, molecular function: calcium ion binding. Lineage: Eukaryota; Metazoa; Chordata; Actinopteri; Osmeriformes; Osmeridae.
AGUUUGUCUUUUGUGGCAAUAUAUAAAAAGUAUGUUUUAUUAUCCAAAAAACGUAAUUAACUGUGCCUCUGCAAAGGUAGGCCGAUGCAUUUAUAUUUUGUAUAUAAUCAUAGGGUAGCUGUACAUUGUUUUUACAAGAAAGACUAAAUCUUACAACAAAAGUUACGAACAUGUGAUACGUAUGUGCUGCAAACAUUUCACAGAAUCAUGUGGACUACUAAUAUGUUAAACAUCUACCAAUUAUUUAACUGAGGUAUAAAAAAAAUUGUAAUAAAAUCUCUGAACAUUGGAAGUUUGGAUUUUACCAAUUGCAAAACCCAAAUCUAUGUUUUUGAGAUUCAGCUUCAGGAAGGAAGUAUGGGAUUUAGAAGAGACUGAGAUUGCGCGUGCUCUCAACCAGACUGAGCCGCAUGAUCCCUGCUCUAAACAAUCCCAGUCUGCCCCCAAGCGACAAGACUGCACAAACAAUAGGAUUUAAAGAGGCAGGGAGGAUGCCAACGCGUACUCCAGGCAACUAUUCCUGAAGAAGAAAGACAGAAAGAAAGAAAGAACAGACUCAAGAAUUGUCUCCUGAGGAUCUGAGGAUGUUGCUGUCCCUCAUGUCACUUGUCCUCCUCGUUGGAGUUACUGUUGCUGUACCCGCUCAGGAGAAGCGUAUCCAUCGCCAUAGCGACCUCAGUGACCGUGACCAUGACGAUGCCACUGGUUUCCAGUAUGACCACGAGGCCUUCCUGGGAAAAGAGGAAGCCAGGACCUUUGACCAGCUCACCCCUGACGAGAGCAAAGACAAACUAGGGAAAAUAGUGGAACGCAUCGACACAGACAAGGAUGGCUUUGUGAGCCACGGGGAGCUGCACCAGUGGAUCAAACACCGCCAGAGGAGGUACAUCGAGGAGAAUGUGGACAAACACUGGAAGGAGUACGACCAGAACAAGGAUGGAAGGGUCGGCUGGGAGGAAUAUAAGAACACCACCUACGGCUUCUACCUGGAUGAGGAGUUUGAUGAUGUGGAUGACAAGAGCAGCUAUAAGUCCAUGCUUACCAGAGACGAGAGACGCUUCAGGACAGCGGACCGCGACGGCGACGGCAUCGCCACCAGAGAGGAGUUCACAGCUUUCCUCCACCCUGAGGAGUACGACCACAUGAAAGGCGUGGUGGUCCAGGAAACACUAGAAGACAUUGACAAGAAUGGGGAUGGAAAGAUUGACUUGAACGAAUACAUUGGUGACAUGUUUACAGCGGACUCUGGGGAGAGCGAGCCAGACUGGGUGCGGACUGAGAAGACCCACUUCACAGAGUUCAGGGACGUCAACAAGGAUGGAUUUCUAGAUGCCAGUGAGGUGUCUCAGUGGAUCCUCCCAGGAGAGAUCGACCACGCCGACAACGAGGCCAGGCACUUGAUCCACGAGACAGACACAGAUAAGGAUGACAAAAUAACCAAGAAGGAAAUUCUGUCCAACUGGAACAUGUUUGUCGGAAGCCAGGCAACCAAUUACGGGGAAGACCUGACCAAGAGACACGAUGAGCUCUGAGUGCCAUUCAUGAAGUCAUACAUGAUGUCCAGGGGGGCUAGAGCUACGGUCAAUGGGGGGGGGGGGGGUUCCUUUAGUCUCACAAACCUUUUUUUUUUUCUAUUCUUUUUAUCAAUGAGUCAUAUGGGAAGGGUCCUGCUUUAUCAAUGAGUCAUAUGGGAAGGGUCCUGCUUUAUCAAUGAGUCAUAUGGGAAGGGUCCUGCUUUAUCAAUGAGUCAUAUGGGAAGGGUCCUGCUUUAUCAAUGAGUCAUAUGGGAAGGGUCCUGCUUUAUCAAUGAGUCAUAUGGGAAGGGUCCUGCUUUAUCAAUGAGUCAUAUGGGAAGGGUCCUGCUUUAUCAAUGAGUCAUAUGGGAAGUGAGUCAUAUGGGAAGUGAGUCAUAUGGGAAGGGUCCUGCUUUAUCUUUUGACAAUUUGUGUUGUUGGAUGUGGAGAUCUGCAAAGCACACGUCAUGCAAGCCCUCCAACACUUCCUGAAAGGGGCGUGCUUAAACUGAAGAUGUCCCCCCUUGCAUCAGUGAUCUCCCCCUGGAAGUCUGGCUUGAGAGAGAGAGAGAGGUCUGGGUACCAGAUUAGGGUUACCCUAACUGAAGUACAGUAUUUUUUUAUAUUAGAAAUAAUAGACAUCACGGUAAUCGGUUACUGAAUAUGUACUAGGACUAGGUUUGAGGGAGAUGUUUCUGCUAUCAGCACAAGGGUGAGUCAGCAUAGUGGUCAGAUUUGAGGACAAGGAUUUCAAUCGAGAUCAAUAGGAGCGCUACGAUAACAAAUGUUUACACUGGCAGAUACAGAAGCUCUGUCUAUAAUCCAAAAAUCUUACACACACAUGCUAACAACACACAGCUGAAACAGACAAAGAACCACAUGCCUACAUAGGAACACUGUUCAAAUCAACACUCUUCUGCAGACAUAAACUGUACACUUAGUUUGCUGUAUGUACACUUGUGAAUGAAGAGAAGGAUGGAUUGGAGAGGGGGAGGACUAGGGUGGAGACAAAAAGGAACCACUGAAAAUGUCUCUCUGUGAAUAAGAAAUAAAGCCAUGUUGGUUUUUAUAAUUCAAAAA